Messenger RNA from Prunus armeniaca (apricot), 459 nucleotides. NCBI's taxonomy places the organism in Eukaryota, Viridiplantae, Streptophyta, Magnoliopsida, Rosales, Rosaceae. The record is from the annotation of a GenBank genome assembly.
AUGGGGAACAUGGAGAAUAAUAACAUCAAUACCAACAACAAUAACAAGCAGUGGCCUUUGCAAUGUGAAAUCUUGCACAACCAGACGGAGAAUUUGGACAAGGAAACUCCUUUUGAUGAGCUCCACUCGAAAGCUUAUGUGAGAGGAUACAGUGGUUGUAGACAGAAAACAGAGCCUGCUGAACUUUUUCCCUUCCCUUCGGUCAGGAGAGUGGUCUCAUAUGGGGGCCGAACCCAUAUGGAGGAUACUCAUAUAUGCGUUGGUGACUUAGCUAAAAAGUUUGUUUAUAAUGAUGAACUCAGUGAGGAAGCUAUCUCCUUCUAUGGUGUAAGUUUUUUUCACCUUCUUCCGCUGUAUAACAAUUCAAGAACCAUCCCAAUACUUCUCAAGGUUUUCAUUGUAAACCAUGGUUACAAUGAGAACGAGAAUACUAAGAAAAGUUUUUUGGACAAUUUCUAA